This is a messenger RNA of Gymnodraco acuticeps, 5370 nucleotides long. RefSeq lists its product as uncharacterized. Gene Ontology annotation, molecular function: lipid binding. Gene Ontology annotation, biological process: lipoprotein metabolic process; lipid transport. The record is from RefSeq and is a predicted model, not a curated record. Gene Ontology annotation, cellular component: extracellular region; membrane. Lineage: Eukaryota; Metazoa; Chordata; Actinopteri; Perciformes; Bathydraconidae.
CAGGUGCAUCAAACUGGGAGAUAAUUACCAACGUGGGUCCAUACCGAGGAUACGCGUUUUUACUACAAAACAACCUUUAUCACGUAAAAAUAUCUUUCAUGGAGAAAAUAAUGCGCUUUUAAUUCAUAAUUGAACAUUUAAGCAACUUUACAAACCAUGAGAGGAGACACAACUAAGGAUAAUGAAAUGGACGCGGCGGAUGAACACGGAGGAAGUGCAGAGGCUGCAACCGGAGAAAGAAGAUCUAGUAUUGAGACGCUACAAAAGAUGCUUAAGAGAGUGUCUCAAAGCCCUUUCCAAAGUCAAUACACGACUCUUGUUUCAACCUCAGACUCGAAUGGAUCAUCUAUGAAUGAGCCUCAGAACAAACAGGACGAGCAGUUCCUUAUUGAUCUCGCAGAUGUGACAGACAAACAGCAGCUAAACAUCGGACGGAGUCUAGGGCAGGAAACUCCCCAUUUAAAUCCCCAGAAUGGAGUCAGUGGGGGUUUGGCCAGAAGUCACCCUUUUUACACUAAUGAUUUGGGAUCUGGUCAUGUGAUGGAGGACGAAUGGAGGAAGACUUCAGAAGCAGUAAACCUUGAGGCCAUCUUUGUCCCUCCGCCUGAAUUUCAGAGUUCACCUCUGGAUCUUCAGCCUGAAAAAAGUACUGAAAAUGGAGCUGAAUUUUCUGAACUUCCAAAGGACCUAUUCCAGACCGUUGCCCCUAACCGUGUGCAAAGCCACUUCCAGACACCGACAUCGGCCCAAAAUGCAUCUGCCAAUGGCCAUUUUCUUGACAAAACUCUGAACUUGCCAGAUAUAUUCAAACCUGUGCCAUCUGAAACACGAGAUGAAGGGGUCGAUCUUUUCCAGGCUGCUAAAGGAGAUGAUUUAUUCUAUGCUACAUGCACAAGUGAGGUUAACCUCUUUAAAAAACCUUUCAGUGUUUUUGAGGAUCCAUUUGAAUCUCCUACAAACAAGGAGGAAGAUCUGUUCCAGUCUUCACAGCCAAACAUAGCAAACCCAUCGCCAUUGACCGAAGAGGCGGAUUUGAUUCGGGCAGGUCCGAAUAGAAAUGGGGAACGCUUCCACAUCGGGGAAAACAAACAAGAUUCCUUUAUGAAAGAGGACCUUUUUGGCAUGUCUUCUUUUAAGAAAAAUCUGGAUGUAUUCUCACCUUCAUCCACAAAUUCAGUCGAUCCAUUCCCAAGCCCGAUUACAAGGGAUUUAUUCCAAGACGUUUCCAGUUUGGAAGACCCGUUUGGCACCACACCCGUGAGAUCAAAUGAUCCUUUCCAAGAUGUUUCACCUUGGACUCCAGAUAUCUUCCAACCACUUCCCUCGAAGACCAACAGCAUGGAUGUUUUUGGGAUGACUUUCAGCAAUACUGCCCCUAAAGCAGUUUACUCCACAUCGUCUGUUAGUAGCCCACCAGACAUGAAGUUGGACAUGCUAUCGUCACCAGAUCUGUUCAAGACAACGGCAAUAAAAGCUCCUCCUCCAGCGGUCAGGCCGAAGUCGUCCAUCAGGCAACACGGUAUUAUCUUGACGACCCCCCAGGGGAGCACGCAUGAUAUUCUUCAGCCGAGUCCCUUCAGUCGGGCCAGGAAUCUGUCCAUGACACCAAGCCAGUCUGCAGCGGAAAAGUCUCAUGUUUCCAACUUCAAACGUCCACCAAAGCCACUUCCUCGAACUAGACCACCAAGGACAGAAAAGACACCCCUAGCAGAAAAGCUACCAAAACCAGAACGGCCGCCACCACCGACAAACCAUAUUGAAACAACAGACAAGCCUGAAAAACCAGAAAGGCCGCCAGCACCAGCAAACCCUAUUGCACCUGAAGCAAUUGUACCGAAAACCUCUCCCAAACCAGCCUUCAGACCGCUUUCGAAACCAACACCUCUGGAGGAAACUAAAGAAUUUGAAAAGGAAAACUUUGCUGUCUUUGAAGACAUCCUGCUAAUGGGACAGGAAAGAUGUAUUGAGGACUGGCCCGAAGACAGCCCUCAGCUUAACCCUCAAUUUAGACCAUCUGGAACAUUAAGACUACGGCGAGAAUCAAUGAGAAUUAAGUUGGACUCUGAAGGAGGAAGUGCUGAGGAUCUGGAUGGUUUUGGGGUCAAGAAAAAGGCCAAAAAGUUCAGAUUGUCCAUACUUUCCAGAAGAAGUUCGAAGAUUUCUGAGGAGCGGAGGAGCAGCACACUACCCACCCUCAGAAAAUCAUCCAAGGAGUAUUUAUCAGAAACCAACAUGUCUACAGAAGAGAAUGAAGAGAGUGAGCAAUAUGGGAUGGACUACAAAAAGAAAAAUGUGAAGACCAAAGUCAAUAAGCUGCUUAGAAGAGCGUCCGCUAAUUCCACCGUGCUGGAGGGAAAGCAAAUGAACGGACAUUUACCUCAAGACCUGAAGGCAGAAGAGAUCCGAAGGCAAAGGGUCAGUAAGAAAGAGUCGACUGUACGCCGCUGGUCAGAGGGGACAGCUUUGGAUGAUGUCACUGGGGAAGAGGAGGAGGAGGAGGAAGAAGAAGAUGAGGAGGAGGAAUUGGGAGCCCAGCACAAAGAGAAGAAAAAGAAGAAGAUGAAAAUUAAGUUUGUGCCUCACAGAGGAUUUGCAAUCACUGUGGAAAAGAAGGGAGCUCGCGGAUACACACCUCGCAAAGACUCAAAGGAGAGAUCCCAAGAUGAACUUUUCGGAGCACAUGGCUACACCCCUCGUACGAAAUCCCAGGAUGAUGCUUUUGAGGAAGUAGAGAGACGCCACACUCUUCACUCAACUAGCAAGGCUGCUUACAUGGACGAUAAGCACUUCCAGAAACCACGCUGUAUGUCUGCAGGAUUCGAUGGAGACGAAGACCCAUAUGAAAUGGAAGACUGCAAACCUAAGAAACCAACGAAGAUGAAGAUGCUACAAACGGGUCGUCGAAGCUCGAGGGAGAACAUGCUGGAUUUCAACAAUGCUCAGAAAAAGAAGGGCAGCUUCUCAGCGGAGGAGUUAGACGACGACGAGUGGAUGGAGGACUGCAAACCGAAACCCUCCAAAAAGAAAGGCCCUCUUCCCGUCCCGCGCAAAUCAGCCAAAGGUCAGAGAGAGGCGACUGGAUUCAGCCAGCAGAACCCUCAGCAAGCAGCCAGCGAUCCCUUCGCUGAGGACGACGUUACCCAAACAGGAAAAGCUUUCAUGAGUCCCGGGGAGACGUAUUACAGCGAGGAGGGUGAAGUGGACACCUGCAAACCGAAGAAGAAAUCAAAACUUAAAGGCUUCAAAAAACACAAGCCGAAGAGUAAAGCCAAUCACCCAGAGUAUGAGGAUCCAGCCGGAGCUACGUCAGCUGACUUCCUGUCGGAGGCUGCCAGGGCGGAGUGGCUGGCAGCUCAGAUGGACGAGCAGGCUUUAGAAGAGCUGGAGGACGACUACGAGGACGGGGACACGGACAGUUUGAUGGAGUGGUGGCACACAGUGGAGCAAUGGGACGAGGUGCCAUCAGACGACGAGGACAAAGUCUUAAAAGAGGACGAAUCUAAGUCGUUCACCAUCUUGGCGGACAAGGUUCAACACGGCCUGCGUGUCUUCAACAAAAUCUUCACGGAGCGAGCCGAGUUCCUCUGGCAGUCCAUCCUCAGGCUGCACGCCAUCGCCGACAACAUCAACACUUUCCACCACAAAGCCAAGAUCGCCAGCAUCACCGGAGGAACCACCACGGCUGUGGGGGGGGUGGCGGCCAUCGCUGGUCUGGCUCUGGCACCUUUUACCUUCGGAGCCUCUCUGGUGAUAACCGCUGUUGGUGUGGGAGUGGCGACGGCCGGAGGAAUCGCUUCAGCCUCAGCGGCAAUCUCAGAUAACGUUCACAACCUGCACGACCGCAAGAAGGUGGAGAUAGUGCUUGGUGACUAUGAAGCUCACCUGCUGGCCAUCGGGAAGAUCCUCCACUUUGUCAACCAGGGCCUCAUCAAGCUCCGCGGGCACCCUUUCCUCCGGUCGGGCACCCAACACUACUCCAAGGACUGGGAGAUCCGCCGCGCGGUGCAGAUGAUCAGCCUGGUGGACAAGCCCGUGAUGCGCGGGACGGAGACAACGGACGACUUGGUCGCUUCCGUCCAAGGACUCUUCACCGGCAUGGACAAGUACUUCGCCAAGGACACCCGAGAGCUGAAGAAAGGCUGCAAGAAGGAGGUGGUGUGUAAGAUAAAGGAGGUGGCCAAUGUGCUCAACGUCGGCAUAGUGGAGCUCAACUCCAUCCGAGAGGAGCUGCAGGAUGCUACCGGAAACAUGUGAGGAGGACACUUUGAAUAUAGGUAUUUCUUUAAAAACCUGUGAGCUACUUCCUGCAGAAGGACACUUUGAAUAUAGGUAUUUCUAAAGGCACCACCACCCCCUCUACUGGCUAAAUGAGGGAACUGUCGGUGUGAAGGAGUCCAUCGGUCCAGUACCUGCAGUUUCAGACAUUUAAGGCUGUUUUAUUUUAAAUAUCCAUUGAGGCUGUAGAUUGCUCUUGUAUUUGUGAAAAAGUGUAAGAUGUUUAUUGUAUGCACAUGAAAAGGUUAACAGGGAAACGGGCACUUUUUUUGAGCACUGUAUGCAUGUUCUGAGGGUAAACCGUUAAAAGUAGCUUUGUGGUCACAGGUGUUUUAGUUUAAAUAUUUGAAAUGAUUUUUGCUUAAAAUUAUCCACCCACUGUAUUUACUGAAGGAGCUUUAUUUCACUUUUCUGACACAGUUUCAACCAUGUGUUCAAUUGUAUUUUAUUUUCUGCAUUUCCUAUUUUUAGGAAAGUUUUACAAACCCCAAUGUCAGAUAUCGGUAUAAUGAUACAAAUGUUUUUAGUUGAGAAUCUACAAUGAAACGACACAGACAAAGAAGGACCCUUGCAUCGCCUUAUGGAGUUUGUAACAUUUUAAAUUGUUGUAAAAAUACAUGAUAGGUUGGUAAAGUAGUAGUGUUUACCUACAGCAUUACAGUACUUUUUGUUGAAUACGAUAUUGUUUACAUAUUCACAAUAAAAAUGAAUGUUGUAUAUAGGGUAAUUUAUUUUUAAUAUGUAACUGUGCUAAGACAAUGAUUCAAAUUACUAAAUAACUACACAUCUGAGUAAUGAAGAAUGUUUAUUUCUCCUCUUCUUUUGGUCUUACCAUGUGGCAUCCAUGUAAAUGUCUUUGUGUUUGCAGGUAGACACGGUUAUACUAUUCCUACCUUGAUAACCUUUAUAAUAUUCUAUCAAAUUGUCAAACUUAAAGCAGACUUUUGACAUGUUAAUAGGUUGUGAUUACAAAAAUGUGUCUAUUACUUUAUGUUUUUAUUGUCAAAUAAUUUUUUCUGGGUUAUACUCAUGCAUUUAUUUGUCGUUGAAUGUAUUAAUAUAUAUUAAGAUAUGUCAGUGUAACAGAAUGUUUGA